This is a messenger RNA of Cucumis sativus (cucumber), 1774 nucleotides long. Its product is annotated as putative lipase YDR444W. The coding region runs from base 13 to 1437 and encodes 474 amino acids. NCBI's taxonomy places the organism in Eukaryota, Viridiplantae, Streptophyta, Magnoliopsida, Cucurbitales, Cucurbitaceae. The transcript is spliced from 10 exons. The record is from RefSeq and is a predicted model, not a curated record.
CGGAAAAAUGAAAUGAAAAAGUGGGAAACAAAAUGGACAGGGGAGGUCACGUGUCAAAAUGGGAUGCGCAUUUCAUUCACAAAUCCAACUGUUCCCUUCUUUCCCUCUACUCAUUCCCCUCGCCUCUGCUCUCUUAAAAACCCCGCGGGCUGGGACGCGGGCAUGAUCCCGGCCGCGGCCAUUACUCCCCUCCACACCCCGCCCUCGGGGCCUCCCUUUGACCACCCUUCAACCACUCUCCAUUGCCCUUCCAACCCCUUCUCCCUCCGCUUUUCUCCCAUCCCCAUCCCCUUCCCCGAUCCUUCUCUCUCCCGCCGCCGGAUGGACUUCGCCGGACGUCUCGCCACCGGUUGCUUCCGCCUCCGCAAAGGCCUCAAGGUGGACGCUGACUUCACCGCCGAGGAAUUCUUUUACCCCGAUGCCAAGGCGCCGCCCGAACACCUCGUCAUCAUGGUCAAUGGUCUAAUUGGAAGUGCUGCAGAUUGGAGAUACGCGGCAGGACAAUUUGUGAAGAAGCUUCCUGAUAAGGUUAUAGUACACCGCAGUGAGUGUAAUUCUUCAAGAUCAACAUUUGAUGGGGUUGACACAAUGGGAGAAAGACUGGCUGAAGAGGUGUUAGGUGUCAUAAGACGGAGGCCAGAGUUGCAGAAAAUUUCCUUUGUGGCCCACUCUUUAGGUGGGCUUGUCGCAAGGUAUGCAGUAGGAAGGCUUUUUGAUCAUAUCCCUCAAUUGAAAUCCUCAGAUGCUGCUCAAAGUUUCUCUAGGGACGAGCAGAAGCAACAUAUUGAGCAAUUCCAUCAUGAAAGAAUUGCUGGGUUGGAGCCUGUGAACUUCAUAACAGUUGCAACUCCACAUUUAGGUUCACGGGGAAAUAAACAGUUUCCAGUUCUUUGUGGUCUUCCUUUCUUGGAGAGAAGAGCCUCCCAAACAGCACACUUAGUUGCUGGGAGGUCUGGAAAACAUCUAUUCCUCACUGAUGAUGAAAAUGAUGAGAAACCUCCUCUUCUCCUUAGAAUGGUUACCGACUCUGCAGAUCUAAAGUUCAUCUCAGCAUUACGUGCAUUUAAGCGUCGGGUGGCAUAUGCAAAUGUGAACUAUGAUCACAUGGUUGGGUGGAGAACAUCAUCUAUUCGCCGUCAACAUGAGCUUCCAAAGUCAAGUGAGCUUAUAAAAAAUGACAAAUACCCACAUAUUGUCUACGAGGAGCAAUCAACGCAAGAUGAUGUCUGCAAUAAAGCAUCGCUGGACCAAAAACUCGACUUAGAAGAGGAGAUGAUUAGAGGUCUCAAUCAAGUUCCUUGGACACGAGUGGAUGUUAGCUUUCAGAAAAGCAGACAGAGAUACAUUGCCCACAGUACCAUUCAGGUAAAGAGCUAUUGGUUGAAUUCUGAUGGUGCUGAUGUGGUUUUUCACAUGAUUGAUAACUUCGUUUUAUAAAAAGAAUCUCAAACUUGGGAUGAGUUGUUUGCAGAUACACUUGUCUGCAAUUUCAUGUAAAUUUUUACCAGCAAUAUAUAGUCAUGUAUUCUUUAUUAUCAGUGCCGAAUCUUUAGAACAUCUUAUACAUUAGCUCAUCAUUGUUCCUAAUAUUUCAUGAUUCUCAACCCUUGUAUUUUCUUCUGUAUAAGCAUACCCUUUUUUUGCCUGGGAUUUCCCUGCCUUUGAGUUAAUCCGGAUUUUUUCGGUACUUGUAAUUAUUCCAUAUAUAUGGAGAGAGUGGAACUAUAAGAUAUCUUUUGUGGAAUGAAGACAGCAAUGGUAUACAGACAACUAA